Striga asiatica is the source of this 3005-nucleotide messenger RNA. NCBI's taxonomy places the organism in Eukaryota, Viridiplantae, Streptophyta, Magnoliopsida, Lamiales, Orobanchaceae. The record is from the annotation of a GenBank genome assembly.
AAAAGUUCCCUCUCGCUCAUCGUCUUCUACUAAAAAUUUGAAAUACAAUUCCAAAUUUCCAACCUCCGCAUGCCCUUCUCACUCUCUUUUUCACACACACAGUCACAGACACCGGAGAACUACGGCGUUAAUGGCCAAAGAGGCGGCAGCCUCUGGCAUCACCGACCCACUGAGUGGACUCGUUGGGCCUUCGCUCUUUCCCCGCACGUUUAAGGCCUCAGUCGGCUUUCCAGCGCCGUCUGAUCCAAAAGACCUAGAUUCAAUCCACAGUUUGAUGAAGUCCCUGGAGUUCAGGAGUCCCGAAAAGCUCAUGAAAGAGGCGAAGAGAAUUGUGGAUGGCGGGGCUGAGCUUCUGAAGUCCAAUCUUUCUAGUUUUUUGGAAAAUGCUGGAAAUAAUGGUGCCACACAUGCAAAAGGUAAGGACAGAGACAGACCUCAAGAACGAAGACCUGGUCUUGGCCUUGUUCGGAAAAGGGCUAAAUUUUCUCUGAAGACCAAUAUCAGUCAGCCUAUGGUUACCUGGAAAAAUAAUGUGGCGCUCGAUAGCAUUGACGACCCAGAUGAAUAUUUUGAAGCUUAUGAGCGGAUGGAAAAAGCCAACAAAGAGAUACAGAAACAGCUGGGGGCAAAUGUGGACAAAUUCAGCCUCUAUGAACCAUCGAAUAAUGAACGGCGUCGUAGACCAGGGAUUUUAGGGAAGACGUAUACUUAUAAGCAUCGCUUCACAAAGGACCUUUCUGAAAAUGAUGUGUCAUCCCAAGAAAUAGCUGAUGCAGACAUUCUGAGGUCACAGGAGGACAAUUCACAAAAGGUAGCUGAAGGUGCUAUUCCGAGUUCACCUGAGGACAAUUCACAAAGAGUAGUUGAAGAAGACAUUCCGGUUCCACCUGAGGAUCUUAAUCCUGAUUAUAAUUUAGAGGAAGUUGAACUGGCUGGAUCUACGAAGAAUAAAAAGAAUGAAUACAGUGAUAUCUUGCAGGAGGUGUUAUCCUUUAAUUAUGAAGAUUUACAAGGGCAUGGGGCUUUGAAUCUAUUGCAAGAGCGGUUAAAUAUCAAACCUCUUGAUAUUGAGAACCUAGGCAUGACCAAACAACUUGAUGUUGGAAGGAGAUCUAGUAUUUCGACUGUUUCUGAAAGUUUACGAAAAUCUGAGAGGAAUUCACUGAGUAUAGACCGGGCAUUUAAAAGUCGGAAUAAGAAACCAACAAUUGAACAAAAACAUUUGCCAGGCCAAGUUAAUUUUGUAUCCUCGCCAACUCCUCCAAGAAGUCCAUUUUGUUCUAUAUCAUUAUUGAAAAAGAAAAUUUUGCAACCGAAUCCACUCAGAGACCCAUUUACACCGACUGAUAUUGAGCUGUCUGAGAGCCCUAAUGCUUUGGCUGCCCAGCUUGAGGAUAAGCUAUCUGGACAGGUUGAUGCCCCGGAUAAUUUGGGCAUGUCGAAUGAGUUGGAACCACAUGUAGAUAUUGUCAAUAUGGAACCUUUAGUUUCUAAUGUGGAUGCACCGGAAGAUCUGGGAAAUACAUAUAGUCUGCCUAUGCCAUUGGUAGAUGAGAAUGCAGGCGUACAAAAUGUACCCAAUGAUAGCAGGCCUUUUGAAGAGCCAGACAAUGAUUUUCAUACAACAAUGAAUAUUAAUGAAAACGAAUCAAAUCCUUCUGUACUUGAAGAGGACGCCAGAGAUGACACGUCAAGCAGACAACAAACAGAUCCGUUGGUAGAUGAGAAUGCAGGCGUACAAAAUGUACCCAGCGAUAGCAGGCCUUUUGAAGAGCCAGGCAAGGAUUUUGAUACAACAAUGAAUAUUAAUGAAAACGAAUCAAAUCCUUAUGUACUUGAAGAGGAGGCCAGAGAUGACACGUCAAGCAGACAACAAACUGAUCCAUUGGUAGAUGAGAAUGCAGGCAUACAAAAUGUACCCAGCGAUAGCAGGCCCUUUGAAGAGCCAAGCAAGGAUUUUGGUACAGCAAUGAAUAUUGAUGAAAAAGAAUCAAAUCCUUUGGUACUUGAAGAGGAGGCUAGAGAUGACACGUCAAGCAGACAACAAACUGAUCCAGAUCAACAACAUGAGGCUCAUCAAGCCAAGCUGCCAAGGAAAACAAGAGUAACUGGUGAAAAGCGGCUUAGGAAGUUACAUCCAAUGAGGAAAAGUCUUGCAGAUGCUGGCACGUCAUUUGAAUCUGGGGUUAGAAGGAGCAAAAGAGUUAAGAUGAGAGCCCUCGAAUUCUGGAAAGGAGAGAGGUUCUUGUAUGGACGUGUGAAUGACAGUUUGAAGCUAAUAGGAGUGAAGUAUAUAUCCCCAGGGAAGGAUAGCAAGAACCUAAAAGUGAAGCCCUAUAUCUCGUCCCAAUCAUCGAAACUGAAGGAGUUACUCGAAAUGGAAGGUUCUCGUUAAGUCCACUUGCUACUCCGUAUUAUUACCAUUAUGAGGAACUGAUUGUGAGGAGAUUGGUUUUAAAAUUGUCGGUUUCUAAUACGACAAUGGCUUCACUGUUGAGGGGAAAAAAAAAAGGGUAGGGAAAACAAGAAAAAUGAAAACGAAUUCCAUCCUUAAUUUGUUACGUUUUAGUGAAAUGUUGUGUGAUAUAUAUUUAGUUUUGUUAUUUGUAUUAAUGACUUCGGGAUUGAUUUGGAUGGAUAUGGUUAUGGUGACAAAUUGCUUCAUGUUUGGUUUUAGUGUUGUGUUGGGACAUAAAUGUUGCCCGAUUUUGUUUAACAAUUCGUGUUGUUAAACGAAAUAAGCCCGGUUUUUGUAGCUUGGCAUGUAAGAAUCCAGUAUGGCUUCUUAAGGUUUGAGUUCGACUCGUUAAUAUUGAUAAACGAAUCGAGUUCGAGUUCGAGCUUGUUUAGUUAACGAGUUGAGCUGAGUUCGGCUUGAUAAAGGCCUGAGCCAUCUGCUCAUUUACACCUCUAAUUUUAUAUCUCGAAAUCUGAAUAAUCAAACAUUUGAGUUGUGUGAGUUGUGUUGGAUUAUUGAGUUAAUGGGAUGCUUUUUUGGUAUCAAA